Molecule: messenger RNA, 2072 nt
Organism: Volvox carteri f. nagariensis
Lineage: Eukaryota; Viridiplantae; Chlorophyta; Chlorophyceae; Chlamydomonadales; Volvocaceae
Exons: 10
Coding region: 123-2072 (649 amino acids)
Biological process (GO): protein localization to chloroplast; protein insertion into membrane; thylakoid membrane organization
Cellular component (GO): chloroplast thylakoid membrane
Molecular function (GO): membrane insertase activity; protein binding
Source: RefSeq, a predicted model, not a curated record
UGAAGUAAUGCUAGAGAUCAUGCUGCAGAGAGUACUCUCAUGAGGCGUGCGUUGGGUUGGCUGCUACCUGGACAAGGAACCGGUGGCAUCUUACCUUCCUUAAGCAACUGCCCAACACCAUCAUGGCUCCUACAUUCUGUGGAGGCCAUCUCCGCCGCCUCCCCAGGAGCAUGCACCUGCGCAACGUCAGCCGACGGGCUCAAUCCACUCUUUGCAGUUUUUCAGGGAAGAGCAGCAGCGGCAGUGGUGCUGUGGCAUGUACGGCGGCGGAGCCGUCAACAAUGUUGGUGCUCGUCCAGCACGUGGCCAACUCGUAUGAGUUCGUUCACACCGCCACAGGACUCCCCUGGGCAGCGUCCAUCCCGUUAACCACUCUGGCGCUACGGCUGGCGCUACUGCCGCUGUCCAUGCGGCAGGCGCGGAUUAUUCGUUCCAACUUCAGCCUCUACCGGGAAGCAGUUGCGCUGACUGACCAGCAGGAGCGAGAACGGCAUCAUCAGCAACAGCAGCAGGGGCAGGGACAGGGGCACGGGCAGCAUGGCCAAGAGUACCACGGCCAGCAGCAGCACCAGGACCAUAACCAUCCGGGACCUGGUGUGGCGGCCACCACAUCUACUGUUGCUGCUGGCGCUGGCGCUACAGUCGAAGUCGACCCAGGGCUGCCUUCAGUGCUCCAUUCCCGGAUGCUGCGGUCUCAGGCAGUGCUGUCCAACUUUGACAAGUUGCGGAGGAAGAUCCCGGUGUUUGUGCUCGUGAGCGCCACGUUGGGGAUCAUGUCCAGGUUGCCCUGGCCGGGGCUGAGCAGCGAGGGUGCGCUGUGGUUCCCAGACCUGACCCUGCCGGCUGUGGUGAUGGAGACGGGGGAGAUGCCGAUGGGGCCGGCGGGACUGGUACUGCCGCUACUGGUGUACGGCAUGACUAUGACAUCACUGCGCCUUGGUUUCGGGGCCAGCGGGCUGGCUGGGAAGCAGCAACAGCUGCAGUUGCUGCAGCAGCCUCAGACGCCGGGCGGGGCCGCGCCGUCUGGGGAACCCCCAGACACAACGCUAGCCGCCUUCCUCCGCUCGCUGGCCCCGCUGCUGUACGUCCUAACUACUUUGAAUUUGUACUUUAAAGUACAGAUGGCCCACGGGGUGCUCGUACACUGGCUGGGCAGCGCAGGGUUUACCCUUUCCCUUCAGUUGGCGCUCCGGAACCCAGCCCUACGCGCACUGUUCCUCAGGUUCAGGAACCUGCCUUCCUCCUCCGCCGGCUCCUUGUCUGGGGCCAGCCCCUCCCUGGCGCCAUCCCCCUCGAGCUCCACCAGCCCCUCGGUGGACUCGGCCAACAGCGGUGGCAGCGGUUCCAGUUCGCCCCCUCAUCCCUCCCUGGACUCGACCCGCCACCUCCCCUCUGACUUAGUCGCCCGGGUGGAUGAGACCACAGACCCCAAUGUGCUCGUCAUCAUGGGAGCGCAGCUGAGCGCCAGGCAACACUACGCGGGUGCGCUGCACUGCUUCCGGAAGGCGGUGCUGCUCAACCCGGGCCAUGUGCGCGCGCACUACUCCAUGGGCCAGGUGUUUGCCCUGACAGGCCGCUGGUCAGAUGCGGAGGUCAGCUACCGGGCCGCUGCAGAGCUGUCCGCCCCGAGCCCGGAGAGGGGUCAGGCGCUGUACUGCGUGGCCACGGCAUUGCACUCGCAGGCAGGGAGCGAGCGGGCGUGUAGGGAGGGGAAGGGGAAGGGGGACAGGUGCAGCGGGGAGGGCAAACUGGAGGCGGCAGCGGCAGCCUAUGCCGACGCUGAUGCCAACUGGCCGGGCCAGACGGUCAUCGUGUACGGCAGGGCGAAUGCGCUGGCGGCGGCAGGGCAGCGUGAGGCAGCGGCCGAGGCGCUGGCGGAGGCGGAGGCGCGCGAUGCGGCCACGCCGGGGCGGCCGUUCCACGCUGCGCUCGCCCGGUUACGUACCCGGUUGACGGCGGCCGCUACGGAGGAGGGGGAAGGGGGAGGAGGGGUCGCGAGACACGGGCAGGGUGGCUCGGGGCCGGGGUCGGGAUCGGGACCGGGCGGCAGUCAACGCGGGACUCCUCCCUGA